GCCUAUUUUAUCCGGUGUUCCUGAGGGGAGAGAGAGAGAAGCCCCCCGAGAGAGAGAGAGAGAAGCCCCGCGCUGUCUAUGCUUCAGUAGAGAGAGAGAGAGAGAGAGAGAGAGAGAGUCCGAGAUGGACAUGGAUGUUUUUGUAUUCCCUUGACCGAGACCCGCGGGCAAGCCGUCUAUGCUUACUUCUUUAUUCACAGCUAAUCAUCCACCCAGUCCAUGGAUGUCAAGACGCCACAUAUAAAUUUAUAAAUAUCUACGUAUCCGAGCGCGUUGAACAGUCAAAAAAGCAAAACAAAAACGAUUCUUCCUCCCCAAACCAGGUAUGAGGUACCCCCUCAAUUUUCCUCCAACUCUUCCCAGAAACUGCACUGAAGAAGCAAAACCCCAGUAAUAAAAUCAGCGUCAGGGGUUUCCUGCUGGUCUUUAUCUGGUCUUAUUCAAUUCCAAUUGCGUGGUUGUUGCUCUCGAUGCUUUGAACUGCCUGGGCGUUCUUUUUUCGGGUCAUUCAAUCCGCGUAUCUAUAAUGGAGUAUUAUGCACGAAUGAUUGAAUUUCUGGGUUUCUGUUUAUUCUCAGUCAAAUCCGAGUUUGUAGAAUCUGCGUAAGUUUAUAAGGUCGGUUUGAUACGUUUGUUUGGGUCGUUGUGAAUUGGGAUCUCCUGUUUGGAUUAUAGUGUACUGUUCUGUUCAUGGGAAUUUCAUAUAGAGGACCAUUUACAUCUCAGUAAGAAUUUAUUGUUCUUUCCGGUAAUUCAGGUUCCGGCCUAGCUUACGUGCACAUGGAUUAAUUCUGGUUAUCGGGGAAGGAUUAUUUGUUGUUCUUUUCGGUGAUUCGGGUUCCGGACAAGUUUACGUGCACAUUGACUAAUUUGACUAAUUCUGGGUAUCGGGGAAAGAUUAUUAAUUGUUGGUUAUUUAGAUUUGUAAAGGAGGUUUGUUGUUGGGUUUUUCUCUGGAAUUCAUGGGUUGUGUUUGCGGUAAGGCGUCUGCUGUCCAAGAUAGCAGGGAGAAUGAGUCGAGUAAAGGGUCGUCGAAGGUAUAUGUGAAUCGAGUUACAUCUUCGAAGAGAGAAGAAUUGGUGAAAAGGAGGUCGGAUAGGGGUGAUGCUAGAGUUGGGUUCAGUGAUACGAAAUUGGAUGGUUCUAAUAGGGUGGGGGAUUACCCAAUUCAGAGGAAGAGAGAGACUUCUGAAGUUAUUGUUUCUUAUUAUCAGCGUAUAGGGAGCAUACCAAAAGCUACAGAAGGUGAACAGAUUGUUGCAGGUUGGCCUUCUUGGCUUGCUGAGGUAGCUGGUGAAGCUAUCAAGGGAUGGAUACCGCGGGGAUCUGAUACUUUCGAGAAAUUAGAUAAAAUUGGCCAAGGAACUUAUAGUUGUGUAUACAAGGCUCGCGAUCUAAUUAAUAAGAAAGUUGUUGCUUUGAAAAGGGUGAGGUUCGACAUUAAGGAUCCUGAGAGUGUCAAGUUUAUGGCAAGGGAGAUCCUCAUUUUGCGCAGGCUUGAACAUCCAAAUAUAAUUAAAUUGGAAGGUUUGGUCACUUCACGGGCUUCUUGCAGCUUGUACCUUGUUUUUGAGUAUAUGGAACAUGAUCUUACAGGACUUGCAUCACUACCUGGUGUAAAAUUCUCUGAACAGCAGGUUAAAUGUUACAUGCAACAGCUGCUGAGUGGACUUGAUCAUUGUCAUAGUCGUGGUGUUCUGCAUCGUGACAUAAAGGGUUCAAACCUUCUAAUCGACAAUCAUGGCAUCUUGAAGAUCGCGGAUUUUGGCUUAGCAAGUUUUUAUGAUCAUCGUCAGAGUGUGCCAUUGACGAGCCGUGUUGUGACUCUCUGGUAUCGUCCACCAGAACUUCUACUUGGAGAAACUCAUUAUGGAGUUUCAGUGGAUUUAUGGAGUACUGGUUGUAUACUAGGAGAACUAUAUUCUGGGAAGCCUAUUUUGCCCGGAAGAACAGAGAUUGAGCAAUUGCACAAGAUUUUUAAGCUUUGUGGCUCACCAUCUGAGGAUUACUGGAGAAAGUCAAAAUUACCUCAUUCUACGGUGUUCAAACCUAAACAACCUCACAAACGAUGUCUUGCAGAGACAUUUAGAGGUUUUAGUCCCACUGUUCUGGGCCUUAUCGAGAUUUUACUAUCCAUAGAUCCGACACAACGAGGAACUGCAGCACGUGCUCUCGAAAGUGAGUAUUUUACCACAAAACCACUUGCUUGUGACCCUUCCUGUCUGCCAAAAUAUCCUCCCAGCAAAGAGCUUGAUUGCAAAAUGCGGGACGAAGAACUUAGAAGGCAAGGAGCGGCAGGAGGCAGGGGUCAGAGGGUUGACCAGGGAACUGGAGGACCCAAAUUACCUCGGGGGAUUCCAGCGCCUAAUGCUAAUGCUGAGUUGGUCACAUCAGUGCAGAGAAGACAAGGCAACUCUGAUUCACAGAGCCGUAGUGAGGUGUUCAAGCCUUAUCAGGAAGAACCUGCUUGGGGUUUUCCUAUCAAUCCACCUAGACGAACACAAAAUGUCAAAGAAGUGGGUAAAGCUCUAAUGGAUCGGAACCAUAGGGGAGCUUCACAUUCUGGACCGUUGAUUCCAGGAGUUGGAUUGACAAAAACCGGGAACAGAUACGAUGAUAGUUCUAUUGUAUCAACUAGAGGUGACUUAUCAACAUCAUUUUGUUUAGUCGAAUCUAGGACGUCGUUGUCCAAAGAGUGCCAAGAUGAAGAAGGUCCUACACAAGAAGAAGAUACUCAUCAAGUGGGUAGGUCUUCAGAAUCGUCUGAACUAUCGGGACCCACAGCGAAGAAUGGUCGAAAGCAUCGUACGCAAAGCAUCACUAGUUCUCAUCAACCACAAAAAGAAAUGAUGCCGGGUCAUGGGAUAGGGAUAGAGGGAAAUAGGAUUCAAUUUUCGGGUCCAUUAGUGGUUCCAUCAAACAAAGCCAACCAGAUGCUUAAAGAGCGUGAUCGCCACAUUCAAGAUGCUGCUCGACGUGCACGGCUCGAGAGGGCAAGACUCAGGCUCGAGCAAUGCAAAUAACGCCAUCCAACCUGGGAUACUGUCCUCGUCACGGAGUUGGCUAAAUCAGUUUUAGGGGCGUGUUUGUGUCAGAGAGAGAGAUAGAGAAUCCUCUCCGGCACGCAUAAUUAUAAUUUGUGUGCAGUGGUUUUGCUAGUGAUAAAUGAUCUUGUAUUAGCAGAUCAAGUCUGUUUACUUAGAAGUGAAAUGCCGAAGAAUGAACAGAAUCACCAAAUUUAGAAGGAGAUUUUGGUCUAAAGAACAUAUCUGAAUGCUCCUUCCUUCCUUCCUUCAUAUUGUGGAUGCUAUGAUCAGUUUAAAGUGAAGGCAAACAGUGAGAUGAGACAAACA
Molecule: messenger RNA, 3353 nt
Organism: Rhododendron vialii
Lineage: Eukaryota; Viridiplantae; Streptophyta; Magnoliopsida; Ericales; Ericaceae
Product: probable serine/threonine-protein kinase At1g54610
Exons: 8
Coding region: 963-3023 (686 amino acids)
Biological process (GO): positive regulation of transcription elongation by RNA polymerase II; protein phosphorylation
Cellular component (GO): cyclin-dependent protein kinase holoenzyme complex; nucleus
Molecular function (GO): RNA polymerase II CTD heptapeptide repeat kinase activity; cyclin-dependent protein serine/threonine kinase activity; ATP binding
Source: RefSeq, a predicted model, not a curated record